Molecule: messenger RNA, 345 nt
Organism: Dujonia railenensis
Lineage: Eukaryota; Fungi; Ascomycota; Pichiomycetes; Serinales; Debaryomycetaceae
Source: the annotation of a GenBank genome assembly
AUGCCAGUUACUUUGCAUUGCCUUGCUGACGUCUGUUUAAUUCCCAUUGGCACGAACUCGGCGUCUGGAUCUGACGAAAUAGCUGCAGUUACUCAAUUGGCAAGAUCUAGCCACUUGAAGUGUACCCUUCACAGUGCUGGCACCACCAUAGAUGGUCCCUGGAACGAGGUGAUGGAGCUAAUUGGCCAAAUGCAUGAACUUCUCCAUAAGAGAGGGAUAGUAAGGCUCCAUAGUGAUAUACGUGUAGGAACAAGAACCGAUAAAUCACAAUCUGCUGCAUCUAAGAUGCAAGCAGUCGAAGAGAAGAUUAAACGCUUGGGAAAGGAUAAAGAUCCAAGCUCAUAA